CGGCGGCGGCGGCGGCGGCGGCGGCGGCGGCAGGCGCGCAGCCCCGCGGAAUGGAGCGGCGCCGGGGCUGAGCCGGGCGCGCACGGGCUGCCGCAUGUGCCGCGCGGGGAGCGGCUGCAGAGCGGGCGGAGAGCGAACACGAGAGGCCCCGUCGGAGCGGCAGCCGGAGCAGCGCCGGAGAUGGGAGAACAGCCCAUCUUCACCACCCGAGCCCACGUUUUCCAGAUUGACCCCAGCACCAAGAAGAACUGGGUGCCUGCGAGCAAGCAGGCCGUCACAGUCUCCUACUUCUACGAUGUCACAAGGAACAGCUAUCGGAUCAUCAGUGUGGAUGGAGCCAAGGUGAUCAUAAACAGCACAAUCACACCCAAUAUGACUUUCACCAAAACAUCGCAGAAAUUUGGGCAGUGGGCCGACAGCAGAGCCAACACGGUGUUUGGUUUGGGGUUUUCCUCGGAGCAGCAGCUGACGAAGUUUGCAGAGAAAUUCCAGGAGGUGAAAGAAGCUGCCAGACUAGCCAGAGACAAAUCCCAGGAGAAAAUCGAGACCUCGAGCAAUCAUUCCCAAGCAUCCAGCACCAACGGAACGGACGAUGAAAAGGCGUCUUGUGCGGGUCCUGCCAACACACACCUCAAGUCUGAGAACGACAAGCUGAAGAUCGCGCUGACACAGAGCGCCGCCAACGUGAAGAAAUGGGAGAUCGAACUGCAGACCCUGAGGGAGAGCAACGCCCGGCUGACCACGGCACUGCAGGACUCGGCGGCCAGCGUGGAGCAGUGGAAGAGGCAGUUCUCCCUCUGCCGCGACGAGAAUGACCGGCUCCGGAACAAGAUUGACGAGCUGGAAGAGCAGUGCAGCGAGAUAAACAGAGAGAAGGAGAAGAAUACCCAGUUGAAGAGAAGAAUUGAGGAGCUGGAGUUGGAACUCCAAGAAAAGGAGACGGAGUUGAUAGACCUCCGAAAACAAAGUGAAAUCAUACCUCAGCUCAUGUCAGAGUGUGAAUACGUCUCUGAGAAGUUAGAGGCGGCAGAGAGAGACAAUCAAAACCUGGAAGACAAAGUGCGCUCCCUGAAGACGGACAUCGAGGAGAGCAAGUACCGCCAGCGCCACCUGAAGGUGGAGCUGAAGAGCUUCUUGGAGGUGCUAGACGGGAAGAUCGAUGACCUGCACGACUUCCGCCGGGGCCUCUCCAAGCUGGGCGCCGACAACUAGGGCUGCGCGUGAGUCCCCAGGGUGUGUGUGACACGGAGUAGCACUAGGACGUCCUCCCGUUCGCGUGGCUUCUGUAAAUGCAGGCGCGGUUUGUCAUGUUUCCAAACCAGGGGUGCCGUCCACUCUCUCCUCUCCAGAAUAGAAAUCUCCCCUUGCUUCUCUGGCCUUGCGAGGUCAUGGACAACUGGACGAUUCUGACUCAGGAAUCCAGAACUAGGUCUACCUUAAACAUUUACGCAGUCAGGGCAGGGAUGUUUAUAUCUUUCUUAAGGACUGUUGCAACCAUAUGAACUGGAAAAAAAAGUAUUUUCUAAUUCAAGUAUGAAUACCCUUUCCAACUCCUUUUUUCUGAGUAACGUUCAGAGUAUUCGAAUGUCCACCAGGCACCAAUGCGUGGGGUGUGGUGAUAGCAGCUUUCCUCUCAGUAUAUACAGAGAUGCUUUAAAGCAACCACUUAGUAGAGACUUGUCCCAAGAGAGAAAACACGCUUCUGGUGGAGGCGUUUUCUGGCAGGGGAAUCGCCUGCAUCCACUCCGCCCACUUCCACCUGCCCCCAGUUUGCAGGGUUGCGACAGUGUUCCUUUUCUUGGUUUUAAUUUCUGAGCAGGUUACUGUGCUGUGGGGACAGCACGCAGCGAGGGUGCCUAGCACAGUGCCUGGCACAAAGUAGGUGCUUAAUAAAUAUUUGUUCAA
Molecule: messenger RNA, 1905 nt
Organism: Balaenoptera acutorostrata (minke whale)
Lineage: Eukaryota; Metazoa; Chordata; Mammalia; Artiodactyla; Balaenopteridae
Gene: HOMER2
Product: homer scaffold protein 2
Exons: 9
Coding region: 181-1212 (343 amino acids)
Biological process (GO): G protein-coupled glutamate receptor signaling pathway; regulation of store-operated calcium entry
Cellular component (GO): cytoplasm; plasma membrane; postsynaptic density
Molecular function (GO): G protein-coupled glutamate receptor binding
Source: RefSeq, a predicted model, not a curated record